CCUCAUUCUCAAGGACCAUCUGUGCUCCCAGGCAGCAUAAAACUGAGAUGCCGCUCACUUACACAAGCCUGAACAGCGCAAAGGUCCAGGUCCGUGUGUUGAGGAUCCUGGACACGAACGGCGGCAAGUCAACAUCACAAGGUUCGGUCGCAAGCAGCGGGCUCAAUUGCGCAUUGGACGUCAUCUCACUCGACCACGCAACCAAGUACACAGCCCUUUCAUAUGUCUGGGGCGAUUCGAGUACGAGCACCACCAGCAUCACAAUAGACGGCAUCACAGUUCCUACCACGGAGAAUCUCCAUGAAGCUCUGCUAUGGUAUGCCAAGCGCCAGUCUCGUGGCGUUAGACUGCCGAUAUGGGCCGAUGCGAUCUGCAUCAAUUAGGAAGACCUCAGCGAGAAGAGCAGCCAGAUUGGCCUGAUGAGUCGGAUAUACCAGGAGGCGGACGAGGUCAUAUGCUGGCUCGGCCCUUCAACGCCGCACAUCGACAAGUUCCUGCGCUGGAGACCACUGCUGGCAAGACCGCACC
This is a messenger RNA of Microdochium trichocladiopsis, 528 nucleotides long. RefSeq lists its product as uncharacterized. Bases 48 to 383 code for a protein of 111 amino acids. The record is from RefSeq and is a predicted model, not a curated record. NCBI's taxonomy places the organism in Eukaryota, Fungi, Ascomycota, Sordariomycetes, Xylariales, Microdochiaceae. The transcript has a single exon.